AUGGGGAAGGUUGGCGCGCUGACGGGCCUCGGCAUGAUCCUCGGCCCGGGUCUCGGCGGCGCCCUGUCGGCGGGCGGCUUCGUCCUCGUCUCGGCCGUGGCGGCGGGGCUCACGCUGCUGAACUUCUGCCUCGCCCUGCUGUCGCUGCCGCGCGACCAGGCUGUGGGGCAGAGGCCUGGGAAGCCCCGGGAGCCCGCGCCGGGCGGCCGCGCCGCCCUCGCGGGGGCCGUGCGGGGGGCCCCGGGCCUGGCGUGCCUCUACGCGUGCCAGCUCCAGCAGAUGACGGCCUUCGGGCUCUUCACGGGGGUGCUGGCCCUCUUCCUGCACGACGCCUACGGCACGACGGCCGCCCACAUGGGCAGCAUCUACAUGGUGUCUGGCAUCGCGAUGGCCGUCGUGCAGGGCCUCGCCCUGGAGCCGCUGGCGUCCGCCCUGGGCCCGAAGCGGUGCCUCCUGCUCGGCAACGCCACCCGGCUGCUCAGCUACUGCAUGCUGAAC
Prorocentrum cordatum is the source of this 498-nucleotide messenger RNA. Lineage: Eukaryota; Dinophyceae; Prorocentrales; Prorocentraceae. The record is from the annotation of a GenBank genome assembly.